Ambispora leptoticha is the source of this 1173-nucleotide messenger RNA. NCBI's taxonomy places the organism in Eukaryota, Fungi, Glomeromycota, Glomeromycetes, Archaeosporales, Ambisporaceae. The record is from the annotation of a GenBank genome assembly.
AUGGAAAACCACACGCGACCACUUUCUAAUUCUUUUGAGAAAAAUGGUUUACCUACAAUACAAGAAUGGCACGAGAUACUAAGCGAAUUUCUAAUCAAAGUUGGUUUAUUAGAAACUAAUAGAGCAUUAGAAGCUGAAAUGCUCGUAUUUCCCUCUGCAAAGCGAAAACAAAUGCCAACGCAUAUUGAUUUACUUGUGCAAAAAUUAAGUAUUUGUAAUUCUGAUAUCGAAGUCGACCGAUCAUCAACAUCAACCUUAUCAAAAAUUACGGGCAAGAGGAAAAUAGAAUAUGAUGACAAGCCUGCAAAGCGAAUCCAAAAAAUUGAUCCACUACAAGUUCAAAUAAGGGCUACACAUUCUGAGAUUGAACAAAGAAUUGAAGCUUUUAUGCAACAAAAGAAAUCGGAAAUUAACGAUAGUAAUCGUUCAGAAUUUCUAAGGAAAUCACACGAUCCCAAUGAUAACGAAGCAAUUCCGUUGAAUGUCUAUGAACGCAUACGAGUAUUGGAAGCGAAAAUUAUGCAGCUAGAGAUUGAUCACCCACCCUGGGCUGCAAUUCAUUUCAAUCAACCAAAUCGCCAGUAUCCAACACCGUCAGUAAUGACAAAUGUUAUACGUAACGAACAUAACGAAAUCCUAAAACAGGUUUCAGAUACAAUUCAAUUGAAAGGACGUGCAAAUUCCUCGCUCACACGCUCAAUAAUUCAACAGUUGGAACAGGCAAAAGCAAAAAAAAUGAAACAAUCAGAAAAUGUUUCAGAAAAAGGGCAAGGAUUGACUUCACAACAUUCAUCAGAACAUUUAAACAAUAUACCGACGACGCCUUCGCCAAACAAUCCUGAAAUGACGUCUCCAAUAAUAACAAAUGGAUCACGAAGUAUAGAAAUCUCAUCUAUAAAUAAGAACAAUAUUCAAGAGACAUUGCCAAGUGUUUUCAGCUCCAUGGAAAUUACUUCAACUUCAAAUAAACAAAAUAACAAAUCGUCAAUAAUAAAUGAAAAAGAAUCAGCGAUACACCAAAUCAAUUCCCAUACUAACAAUGGCUUCUUGGAAACAAACAAUAAUGAACUUCAAACUAUGUCAUCAUCCACUAUUAAUAUUUCCAUUCCCAUCACCAAAGCUGAAAAUUCCAUAAUGCCUAAUGGAUCAUCACAUGGAAACAAUUAUGAGUGA